Rhodofomes roseus is the source of this 963-nucleotide messenger RNA. RefSeq lists its product as uncharacterized. Gene Ontology annotation, cellular component: mitochondrion. Gene Ontology annotation, molecular function: (3R)-hydroxyacyl-[acyl-carrier-protein] dehydratase activity. The record is from RefSeq and is a predicted model, not a curated record. The coding region runs from base 1 to 963 and encodes 320 amino acids. The transcript is spliced from 3 exons. NCBI's taxonomy places the organism in Eukaryota, Fungi, Basidiomycota, Agaricomycetes, Polyporales, Fomitopsidaceae.
AUGCUAGUGCACCGCUUGUGGCCGACGUCGUGCGCUCGCCGCUGCAACUCCUCACUGACAGUGACCGGAGAAAGCAUUGCGGCGCUCGACCGGUGGAUCUCGUCAACACUCAACCGGGGACUUACCUUGACGGACACACUGCGAGGAGAACAUCUGUCUGAUCUCUACGUUACACUGCCCACGCGCGACGCUGCCAAACUGAGGCAGCCAUAUCUGUGCAAGACAGGCCAAAGCCUGGGCUACGGACACCACCUUGUCUUCUUCCACCCCCGGAAUCCCGAGCGCGUUCUGCGGUGGGACGGUACGGAUGCCGACUUCUGUCCACCGGAGCCGUUCAGCCGGCGCAUGUGGGCGGGCGGCAAGAUGAAGUGGAACGAACCGCUGUCCGUUGGCGAGAAAGUGAUCGCAACGAGCACGAUUGCCUCCGUGGAAAAGAAAGGAUUUGAGAAAGGCACGCCGAUGGUGUUCGUCAAACAGAAACUCGAAUACCGGAGGAAGCAUGCACAGCAUGCCGCCAUCGAGGAGGAACGCUCGCACGUCUACCUCACUGCCCCGGGUAACAGGCGAGGAGUCAGGACGGUUGACGGCGUACCUGGGGACCCCGAUUACCGAUUCGAAUACCUACCGAGUGCCACCACUCUGUUUCGGUUCUCCGCUCUAACUUUCAAUGGGCAUUUCAUCCAUCUGGACCGUGAAUACGCCGCAACGGAGGGAUAUCCUGAGCGACUUGUACACGGGCCACUCACCGCGCUCAUGCUCCUCGACGUAUUCUCGAUGCAGUUCCCGGAUAGCAUGAUCAGCAGCUUCGAAUACCGAGCUGUAAACCCUUUGAUCGUCAAUCGCAAGGUUGCAAUAUGUGGCAAGAAACAUACAAGCAACAACACAGUGCAGGUGUGGGCGGAGGACGUUGAGACAAAGGCAAUAGGCAUGGUCGGCCAGAUCAACUUGCACAAUAGCGCCUGA